AUGACUCACUUGGUCUCAGCUUCCACGUCUCGCCCCUCUUGUUCGUUUCCCUCUCCCGCAGCUGCGCCUUCGCACCUCCCCAGCUCAACAGGGGCGGCGCAGUCUGCUGCGCCUUCGAAGUUAGGUCGCGCGAUCCCCGUGUCUACUCUCUCUCCCCCAGGCGCUGCGCCCCCGUCAGAGCCCAUGUGUGCUUCGCCGUCAGCUGUCGACUCUCCUGCUGAACCUAGACUUCCACCUUCCCGCGCGCUCGCAUCCUCGUCGUCCACGGCGGGGCCCCUGCCGGCCGCCGCCCCAGGAGACAGUGCAGGCCUGCAAGCAGGUUCCUCGCUAGCUGCCGGCGCGGAGGCGCCCUCCCUUGCGGCACCUUCGGCGCCCGCUUCGCCUGCAAGCAAGGGGAAGAAGACCUCUCGCGAAGAAUUCAGCCCGGCCGCUGGCUGCUCCCUCGCAGACGGGUUUGCCCUCGCCGCGAAGCGGACCCGGCGGGCAGACGCCGUCUCCCCAACCGACCUCGCGCCAGAGAACACCGACAGCUGGCUGGGCGAGGGGACUUCGCCCCAGAAGCCGCAGAGGACUGGCGAGGCAUCCGCGGGACCGCCUCAUUCGGGCGCGAGCGACGCAGGAAAGGCAAGCGACGACAUGGGCGAGGGCAGCGGCUUUGGCGAUGAGCGCGGCGACCGCGGCGGCGCGAGGCUUCAGAACGGCGCAAAGAGUGCCAAGACGUGCAGAGAGCCUGUCGCCGCCGUAGCAAAGUCUGACGACGGCUGGGGGGGGGGGGCGAAGCAGGAAGCGGCCGGGGAUGGCGUCGCCAGCGAAGCGACGCCGCACCCCGGGGUCCGCAGUGCGGGCGCAGUCGGGAGCCCCACAGAGGGCGAGAGCCGGAACGGAGUGUGCGGCCAGAAGCCAGGCGAGGAGGAGCGGCAAGGCUCAGGAAGAGAGGCGCGUGCCGAGUCGACGCACCCUGCAGAUUUUUGCAGUUUGUGUGGACAGCCUCGCGCGGAGGACGGUCGAGGGCGCGCCGGCGUCAAGCAGGAGCCCGAGGCGCUGAACGGCGUGAGCAAGAAGGCGGACCGCCCAGCCGCUAGCGGGGGAGGUGUGGCGGCGGACGGCGAUGAAGACGACGACACGUGGGUGUGUGAGACCUGUCUCCGCUGCGCAGAAGAGGAGGCGAAGACCGAAGAAGAGAGCCUCUGGCACAAGGCAGAUCCGAACGGAAUUCCGCGGCCCGAACCCGCCGGCUCCGCCUCGCCCAACAUCGAGGACAAAGGGUCGCCAGAAGCGAGCAGUGCGCCGGGCAGCAGCCCUGCGACGCCUCCCACGGCGCCUUCGGUGUCUUCGGCGGCGUCUGCGUCGCAGGGUGCGGCGGCUCGCAGCUCUGCGUCUGCGCCGCGCUCUGCAGGGGGGAAGGGAGGCGACCAUGAGACAGUGGUCGCCUCGAGCAGUGGCGGCGGCAAGCGCAGAGAGGCAGGGGCAGGAGGGGGGGGCGGGGCGGGCAGUGGAGCGGGGAGCGCGUCGUGCAGCGGCGGCCGCGGAGACCGCAGCGGGGGAGGCAGUGUGCCAGCCGGGGCGCGCGCGUGUGCAGCCGCAGGGGCAGCGAACCCCGCGAAGUGCAUCGACGAGGGCACGACGCGAAGCACAACUGUUCACGUGGGUCCGAACCAUCAAGUCCCCGCGCUUCCAGCGUUUUUCUUGGACAGCAGCUGCUGGCCGCGACCGCCGGCGGACACAGUCCUGGACCCGAGUCUGACUGCGCGACUCGUCUACUCGCCUUCCGCGCUGGAGCGCAUCAAGCUGCGGCGGGAACAAGAAGGCCGCCAGGACCGCUCCAUCAGCUGCGACGCCGACAUGACGGCCUUCGUGAAGGCCUGUUCGCAGAACUGGAAGACGCGCCCCGGCUGGCAGCCCUUCAGCCCCGAGUUUGCGUACAAGAUCCUCCACUACGCGGGCUACGACCCCGUCCGCGCCCUGCACAUCAUGAACGACCCCCAGUUCAGCUUCCGAGACGUCUGUGACCCGCCGCUGCGGAAAUAUGACAACAAAUGGAAGCCAAAAGACCGCAGGGGGCUCAUCGCCGCCACGCCCUACCCCCCGCCGAUCUCUGCGCGAGGGUCGCUGGCCAGGAGGCACCAUCGGGACGUCUCUGGAUACUCGCUGCGCUGA
Besnoitia besnoiti is the source of this 2157-nucleotide messenger RNA. RefSeq lists its product as uncharacterized. The coding region runs from base 1 to 2157 and encodes 718 amino acids. The record is from RefSeq and is a predicted model, not a curated record. The transcript has a single exon. NCBI's taxonomy places the organism in Eukaryota, Apicomplexa, Conoidasida, Eucoccidiorida, Sarcocystidae.